Molecule: messenger RNA, 3491 nt
Organism: Stomoxys calcitrans (stable fly)
Lineage: Eukaryota; Metazoa; Arthropoda; Insecta; Diptera; Muscidae
Exons: 1
Coding region: 1496-2617 (373 amino acids)
Source: RefSeq, a predicted model, not a curated record
AUUAAAAUAAGAAAUAUUUUACUAAAAAAAUAUAAUGGUUUUCGAUCAUUUAUUAUCAUUACAAAACUAGACAAUUUAUAUUCUUAAGAGGUUAAUUGAUUAAAAACUGCUUAGUUUGUUAAGAUCAAAAUUUAGAUACCCCUCAAGGGAGAUUCUGCAAAAAUUGUCAUAAAACAGCUCGCACAAAAAUUGAAGCUUUUAAGGGCUUACACACAUGUGAGCUAGAUGCCAUAUGUACAUCAUUAAAAGUACUUAACUACUAAAUUUCCUAUGAACAUUUCACUACGGGACAGGGGAUACUUCUCUCAUAUCAAUGAGUGCAUAGCGAUCAAAGUUUAAGCUGAAUUAUAAGGGGCUUGCUUUUUUAUGACGAGUCCGAACGGCAUGACGCUUAGCCACACCGCUUGGUAGAGAAGUUUUGACAUGACAGGAAACCUUAAAAAUGAAGCCAGCAUUAGUUAAGGGAUAACCACCGCUAACAAUUUUUCUUAUAUUCAUGCCGGGAUUUGAAUCCAGGCGUUCGGCGUCAUAGACCGACAUGCUAACCUAUGCGUCACGGUGGUCUCAUAAAAAAUAUUCGAGAUAUAUUUUGAAGUGGAUAGCUUUGUUCGUUCGAACGCUUUGAUGGUAUGAUUUCAACAAACGGGCAAUAAUUGCUGGAUUAUAUUGGAAUGUCAAGCGGAUAAAGAAGGUAAAAAAUGUUUAAAGAGCGAAGAUUGAUAUUUCGAGAAGUUACAAAAGGAGAUCUAUCUAAUUGUGGUCUUAAUCAUAUUGACUCGCUUACAAUCGUUGUUGUUGUUGUAGCCAGGUAGUGAUCCUCGUCAAGCUCCUAUAGGUGAGCCAGCUCGUUCCGAUCCAAAGGACCGAUCGCCGCAUGCAAUUGUUGUUGUUGUAACCACAUUUUGAUGUGGAGGUGGCGAUUCUCGUCAAGCUCCUGUAGGUGGGCAAGCUCGUUCCGGUCUAAAGGACCGAUCGCCGCGGGAACUGGUUGGUUAUUUAAAGACACCAAUAACUCGCCUUGUCAUAUCGAGCAUCGUAGGCACUCAGUAUUUGUGUAAGAGUCGGUGCCACCCCACCUCUCACUGAGACUCUCCGCUCGAUACCGCUGAUUGUCCGCGACUGCAGUUACAGCUACUCUGGAUGGAGCAUUACACUAUCCGCAACCUGUGGACGCGCCCGGUAGUUCGCAGCUAAGCUUCCCUGACCAUUGUGUUAAAAAGGGCCAAUAUUUUUCUAUGCAGAAUAGUUUAUUACGUAUUACGACUUUUUUAUUAGAAUUUCAAAGUGAAAUAACUUUUUUUUUAAAUAUUAAGAGUUGAGUAGUUGUAACCAAAAAAUCACUUAUUUAACGGUUUUAGGUUUCCUAAAGAAAUGAGGUACGCAUCUAAGUGAAAGAAAAGCCACAGAAAAUCAUAACUGAUUUUAAAAAAUGUCAGGUAUUGCAUAACGUUAAGCAUACCACCAUUACAUCCCACUGAUAUUCAUUCACCACACUAUGGAGUCAUCUUCAAACUUUACACAAGAACUCAAAGUCGGAGAUCUUUGUUAUGAUUGCCAGCAAAAGGGAAUCGAAAGCCGUUUGCGUUAUUUCCUCAUCAAUUUAAAUGAAGACACCCUGCUGAAAUGUGAAAGUGAUAGCUGUAUGUAUCCCUACAAUGAGGAUAUCUCAUCUUCUGAUGAGGAAGAGGAAGAUAAUGCGAAAUUCUUGGAAACUGAUUUCAGUUUUACACAUUAUAUAAAUUCACCGCCACCACCAGUACCAACAGCUGCAUAUAUUGCUGUUGAUGGCGAUGGGCCAUGUGAACCAAGCAUGAUUAUUAAUCAACAAAAGCAAAGCCAAAAUGAAAUGGAAGCAGCAACGGUUAUCUCGAGUUCAAAGCAAACCGUUGAACAAAAAUCUAUAGAUAUGCCCAAUAAAUCGGAGGCAACUGCAACUGAUGCUGCCAUAGCAGGGGAAAUGAAAAAAACUAAACGGUCAAACAAAAAAAUAGAGAAACCUAUUAAAAAAGAAAAGGAGAAGAAGCCUAAAAUCACAAAAGCCAAGGCCAAUGAUAAAAACACCACUAGGGCCCCAAGAAAAGGGAAAAGGAAAAUCGAAGAAGACUUUGAAACAAAAUCUAAGGCGGAGAUCAUUACCUUAUGUGGUAGCUCUGCAGCAUUAUUUCAGUUUAAAACUAAAGCUUCUUGCCAGAAAGCAGCUGCUACAGCAUUAGAAGCUGAGUCUAACUCCUCUGCUGCCUCAAUAUUGCAAUAUAAGCCUAAACCUGCUGGCAAUGACAAUUUGGCAAUGACCACAACUGAAAGGGGUGCUCUGGUUCAAUCACUUCAGAAUGAACUGGAAAAUUUAACAUUCCCAGCAGCUUCAAAUUCCAUACUCACUUCUAUGCGAGGAAGUGUCAGUGGCUUUCAGCCAAACUCUAGCAGGGAAAUUAUACCAAAGGCCGACUUAACUUCAAUUUCCUCAAUUGAAGAAAUUCCCAAAGCCAGCCUUAUAUCCAGCAAACCAAAAGUUGUAUUAAAACCCAAAGCAAAAUCUAAAAAGCAUGGAGCUAUAAAACGAGAAGAACCCUCUGCCUCCGAAGAUGAAAGACAUACAGCCUCUGAUAGCACUGUCUAGGCAAAUCUUUGAGUUUCAAGCAACAAUGUUUUGCAUGUCAAAAAGGGAGAUUUUUUAAAUUGUUUUACAAACCUAUUAUCAUAUUUAUUGCUAAAUAUUAUGAAAUAAUUCCUAUAGCUAUCAAUUGAUAUGUUAAAUACAAGCACAUAUAAUUUUAAUAUACUUAUAUGAAUUUGCCGCCAUUGUUUAAUUUAUUUCACAAUCAACAACGAAUUUUUUACUUCAUUUUAUUAUUGACAGAAAAUGAGGCAGAUAAUCGUCAUGUAUAGGAGAACAGCAGUUUACAUCAAGUAAACAGAAAAUCAGAAGACAAUUUAACGUCACUUGAAUAUGAUGACAAGUACAAAAUAGAAAAGUGAAAGGGAUUCAAAUUGUACACACAUUGUAUGAAUCCCUUCCCUCCCUUAGAAGCUAGUUUUAACACGUUCUGAUUCUAAGGCAGCGAAAUAUCAGAUAAAAGAGAAAGGUGUGAAUCUAUUGAGUUAAUAUCGAUUAGACAAUAACUUGCACUACUUUGUCAAUGAGCUAAUAAUUUGUAAGAAAUUUUUCCAAUAGACUGAAGGCCAACCCCCUAAUUAGGUCGAUUAGGUAUACGAAUGUAAAAAUAUUGUUUUGUAAGAUUAAAAAAGUCAUUCAAGGUGAAAUAUUUUCUUUGCAUGUUGUCUAAGGCUUAAUUUGUAUAAUAUUUGAAACUGGCCGAACCGGGCCCGCUCCGCUAGGCCUUCUUUAACUCUCUUAUAUCUUUUUAGGGUGGGGACACUUCGUCCUUUAGGGCGUACCACAAAACACUUGGCUCCAAAAUUGGAUAUCAAAUUCGUUUUCUACUCUCAAAUACCUUUCAUUUGAGUCCCAUAUUGUCAUAAUGGGUCAAAUA